Messenger RNA from Penicillium chermesinum, 462 nucleotides. RefSeq lists its product as uncharacterized. The record is from RefSeq and is a predicted model, not a curated record. The coding region runs from base 1 to 462 and encodes 153 amino acids. NCBI's taxonomy places the organism in Eukaryota, Fungi, Ascomycota, Eurotiomycetes, Eurotiales, Aspergillaceae. The transcript has a single exon.
AUGACGAUCGUGAUCGUGACCGUGAUCGCACCAAUGGCGCUCGUUGCGGUGAUCGCCGCCGAGGAAGUGCAGCGGGUUCAGCGGACAAGCUUUCCAGACUCCCCCGAUAUCUUAGGCCCCUGCAUAUCAUCCCUGUGGCACAAGCUUAGCCUGUUUUGGCUGGCUGCCUUCCAGGCCUGGACAGUUCGCCGUUCGCCAUGGGCUGGCUGCCUCUCUUUGGCUGCCUCUCUUUGCGAAGUGAUGUUACGCUCUGCUGACUCUCGCAGAGUACACACAUACUCUGUUUUGCCCCGACGUCCGAUCAUAACCCUUUUUGAGUUAUGCCGUGCAUCUUCCCGCAACGGCUGGCCAGUGCAGAAUGACAGCUCGGGGGCAUUUCGGAGAGCCCCUUGCGGGAGGUACCGUGAGAACCACAAGCAAAAAAAAAAAGAGGAAAAAGAAAAAGAGAGUAGAAAAGCUUAG